Messenger RNA from Ornithodoros turicata, 2262 nucleotides. Its product is annotated as probable endonuclease 4. Gene Ontology annotation, cellular component: mitochondrion; nucleus. The transcript has 7 exons. The coding region runs from base 171 to 1487 and encodes 438 amino acids. Lineage: Eukaryota; Metazoa; Arthropoda; Arachnida; Ixodida; Argasidae. The record is from RefSeq and is a predicted model, not a curated record. Gene Ontology annotation, molecular function: DNA binding; zinc ion binding; DNA-(apurinic or apyrimidinic site) endonuclease activity. Gene Ontology annotation, biological process: base-excision repair.
UUUCGUUUCUUUCAUGCGCGUUGAUGUGUGUUUAAUCGGGGGUGCGAACCCGGUGUUCACAUGUGUGAGGUCAGACUGGUUUGAGCUGUGGUAUUGAUUGGCGUCAGAUGGAAGGAUUUCAUCGAUUUCGAGAAGCGAGCUCAAAAUAUUGACAAGUGGACAUAGCAGGAAUGGCUCCAAGAAAGGCCCCAUCAACCACAGCCACUAAGAAACAGGCUGUUAAGAACAAAGCACAAAAUAAAGGAAAAGCAAACAACACAUCCACACCUCCUGGGAAGCGGGCCCCUCCUACGAAAAAGCCGUCUUCGCAAAACUCAUCACGAUCAAAAAAAGCACCAUCGACACCACCACAGGUAUCAUCUGCCACUGGAAGGCCACGACAGUCUUCGAGGGUAGCCAUCAAGAAGGAGCCUGCUCUGGAAGAUUCCCACACUAAAAAUGGAUCCGUCACUACAGUACAAAUCAAGAAGGAGAAAAAUGUUCCAUCUCCCAAGAAGCCUGCGGCAAAGGUCAAAAGAGAGAUUUCAAAGGUCAAACGAGAACGGCUGCCGUCGGCAGAGAAGGACAACGAGGAGACUCCUCCAAAAAAAAUGGCUUCAAAUAACGCAAGAACAGCAAAAGUAAAAGGUAGCAGAAAACCAGGACAGUGCAAGUUUGUCGGUGCCCACGUUUCAGUAAGUGGUGGUCUAGAACAUGCAGUGACACGUGCAGUUGAGCUUGGAGCCCAAUCAUUUGGCCUGUUUCUUCGCUCACAGCGCCAGUGGGCCUGCAAACCUCUCACUCAGGAGACUGCAAAUCGAUUUCGUGAUGCCUGCCACGAGUACAACUUUGCUCCGCACCAGAUCUUGCCACACGGUUCUUACUUGCUCAACUGCGGCUCCUCUGACCCAGAAGUGUUGCAGAAAAGUCGGGCAACUCUGGUGGAUGAGCUCAAGAGAUGCGAGAUGCUUGGCCUCGUCUAUUAUAACUUCCAUCCUGGCUCAACAUGCGGUGCCAUCUCAGUAGAAGAGUGCAUCGACCGCAUCGCUGAGAGCAUCAACCUUGCCCACAAGGAAACCUCAUAUGUAAUUGCAGUCGUGGAGAACAUGUGCAGGCAGGGCCACACCGUCGGUGGUGACUUCCGAGAGCUGAAGGCCAUCAUUGACAGAGUCAAAGACAAGUCUCGUAUCGGAGUUUGCUUGGACACGUGCCACGCAUUUGCGGCAGGCUACGACCUGUCGAAAGAAGAGGGCUUCGAAGAAAUGAUGUCGGACUUUGACACAAUCAUUGGACUGCCGUACCUGAAAGCCUUGCAUUUAAAUGACUCAAAAGGCAAGUUAGGAUCACACCUCGACCGUCACGAGAACAUCGGAAAAGGUUCUAUUGGACUGGAGGGGUUUCGUCGAAUCAUGAACGACCCAAGGCUGGACCACCUCCCCAUGAUCCUGGAGACUCCAGAGAUGGAUUACGCCAAGGAAAUCGUCCUCCUCUACAGCUUGUAUUCUUAGCACCAGUGCUUACUGCUGCAAGCUUUGUUCACCGAACGUUGGCAUAGUUUGUCACCAGAGUGAUCAACUUUUAACGUGACAAUGUGCAUGAACCCACAGUUAAUGACACAAACUCAACUUAGAGAACAUAUUGCAUCACAAUUUGACUUUGCAGUGAUGUGACCUUUGUUAUCUAUAUGGGUAUAGAUGUUAAUGCUUAUCAGGUUUUAUUUUUGCCAUCGUCGUAACGUUUCCUUUGCGGUGAUAUGUUGCGUUGAAGACGGAAGGAAUUGUGUUGGGUGCCUGUGCACAUGACGUAGUGUUUAGUUGAAGGUUAGCAGCUACCUUGUUUUAUACUCAUCUCAGGGCUUCGAUCGAUCUCACGUGAUUACAGAAAUUGUAAUUGAUAAAUGUAAUAUAAUAUACAUAAACUGUGUGCAUGAUCAAUUUUGUGAUACUUUGAGGCUUUCUUUGAUCUUAUGAAGCCUCACAAGAGCUCAGCAUAUUUUGAAGGAAAGGUAAUGGAAACUUUCUUUAGUAUGCAGAGCUUUCUACCACAUCUGACCUACCUUGACAUGCAUGCCACAUAGUGUGGCACUGCUGUUAACUUGCCCUGAUCUCCUGGAGUCUGAGUUAGGUGACGUUGGCAAAGGUACGUUGAUGGGAUCAUGUGGACAGCACUCCCAGACAUAAAAAAGAAGUGUGGUUUGUAUUUGUUUCAGCUGUUCCAUCGUUAGGGGUUUUGAAAGUAAUCCUUGCCACUCGAAGCAAAAUAAAGAUUGAUCCUCUCACAAGA